UUGGCUGGCGCUGAAAGCGGGGCGGGGAACGGCGCAGGCUCCGGGGGCCAGCGGGAGCCGGACUUCAGCGCACUUGCCCGCGAGCUGAGAGCUGUCCGUGCCUCUCCCUCUUCGCUUCUGCUCUGCCUGUCGCCGCCAUGGCUCAAGCUGAUAUUGCACUGAUUGGAUUGGCCGUCAUGGGCCAGAACUUAAUUUUGAAUAUGAAUGACCAUGGUUUUGUGGUCUGCGCUUUUAAUAGGACAGUCUCCAAAGUUGAUGAUUUCUUGGCCAAUGAGGCCAAGGGAACCAAAGUGGUAGGUGCGCGGUCCUUGGAGGAGAUGGUGUCCAAGCUCAAGAAGCCCCGGCGCGUCAUACUGCUUGUGAAGGCUGGCCAGGCCGUGGACGAUUUCAUUGAAAAACUGGUACCAUUGCUAGAUGCUGGUGACAUCAUCAUUGAUGGAGGAAAUUCUGAAUAUCGGGAUACCAUAAGGCGAUGUCGAGACCUCAAGGCCAAGGGAAUCCUGUUUGUGGGGAGCGGAGUGAGUGGUGGCGAGGAAGGGGCCCGGUAUGGCCCCUCGCUCAUGCCGGGAGGGAACAAGGAGGCGUGGCCUCACAUCAAGACCAUCUUCCAGGGCAUUGCUGCAAAAGUGGGAACUGGAGAACCCUGCUGUGACUGGGUCGGGGACGAAGGAGCCGGACACUUCGUGAAGAUGGUGCACAACGGGAUAGAGUAUGGCGACAUGCAGCUGAUCUGUGAGGCCUACCACUUGAUGAGGGACGUCCUGGGCAUGGGGCAUGAGGAGAUGGCCCAGGCAUUUGAGGAAUGGAACAAGACAGAGCUGGACUCUUUCCUGAUUGAAAUCACUGCCAAUAUCCUCAAGUUCCAAGAUACGGAUGGCAAACAUCUGCUGCCAAAAAUCAGGGACAGUGCGGGGCAGAAGGGCACCGGGAAGUGGACCGCCAUCUCAGCCCUGGAGUACGGCGUUCCCGUCACCCUCAUUGGAGAAGCUGUCUUUGCGCGGUGCUUAUCAUCUCUGAAGGACGAGAGAACCCAAGCAAGCCGAAAGCUGAAGGGGCCCCAGAAGGUCCAGUUUGCGGGUGAUAAGAAGUCAUUCCUGGAGGACAUUCGAAAGGCCCUGUAUGCCUCCAAGAUCAUCUCCUACGCCCAAGGCUUCAUGCUGCUCAGACAGGCAGCCACUGAAUUUGGCUGGACCCUCAACUAUGGUGGCAUUGCCCUGAUGUGGCGAGGCGGCUGCAUCAUCAGGAGUGUAUUCUUGGGAAAGAUUAAAGAAGCCUUUGAUCGAAACCCAGAGCUGCAGAACUUGCUGCUAGAUGACUUCUUUAAGUCGGCUGUUGAGAACUGCCAGGACUCCUGGCGGCGGGUGGUCAGCACCGGGGUCCAGGUGGGCAUUCCCAUGCCCUGUUUCACCACUGCCCUCUCCUUCUAUGAUGGCUACAGACACGAGAUGCUGCCAGCCAACCUCAUCCAGGCUCAGCGGGAUUACUUUGGAGCUCAUACCUAUGAACUCUUAGACAAACCAGGACAGUUUAUCCACACCAAUUGGACGGGCCAUGGUGGCAGUGUGUCAUCAUCUUCAUACAAUGCCUAAUGGAACGGUCCUGCUCAUGUGAUUAUGUGCACCGGGACAUUCCAGGUGCCACAUAGCACUCCUCACCUGGCCCUUGCCCUGUUCUCUGCUCGGACUUUCAGCCCAGUGUUCAAGCAACUCCUGAAAAAAGCCACACAUUUAUUUGUAGAGUAGUUCUGAGAGUCACUGUGCCCUCUGCCUUGCUCUUGAGACCGCCCAGGAGCUGGCCAGAUGUGUGGCAGCGUGAACCACUUGAAACAGCUGUUGCCAGCUGUGCCUUGCGUGUGGGUGAGGCAGCAGCUCUUGGCACAUGGGGAAGGGGCUCAUGGGGUUUGAUCAAACUGGAAGCUUUAUAUUCUGCAGGGGAAUUCCCUGUGCCCUGCUCAGUCGCAGCACCUGGAUUUAUGCCUUUCCUCUCUGAGUCUCACCUUGGCCACACUGGGCCGUUACCUAUUUAGCAGAAAGCUUUGCAGUGAUUUUAUUACAUUUGGAUUGAAUUUUUCCUUGUAGCCUUGUAAAUUUUUCCUCUUUCUUUUCUUAAAAAUAAAGAAGAGACUCCAGAAUAGCACAAGGAACACCAAAUUAAGGAUAAUGAUCAAAUGUAGUGGGAGAUGGGAGAGUCCUUCAGGGACAGGGCCUUCGGGUUAUAUUUCCUUCUUACCUUGGGCAACAGGUACAUGGAUGUUCGUUGUAACAUUCCUUUUACGCCUUCUUGUCUGUCACAGGCUUCAUAAUAAACUUUUUAGAGAAUUCUACUCAA
Messenger RNA from Ictidomys tridecemlineatus (thirteen-lined ground squirrel), 2328 nucleotides. It is a transcript of the gene Pgd, whose product is annotated as phosphogluconate dehydrogenase. The record is from RefSeq and is a predicted model, not a curated record. Gene Ontology annotation, biological process: pentose-phosphate shunt. Lineage: Eukaryota; Metazoa; Chordata; Mammalia; Rodentia; Sciuridae. Gene Ontology annotation, molecular function: NADP binding; phosphogluconate dehydrogenase (decarboxylating) activity.